UAAAAACAAUGGGAAUUUGUGAACUGUCCCUUAAGCCAGGAAUGGGAUUUGCUUGCUAGUGGAAUCCAGCUGUGAGUCAGAUAUUUGGGUUUGGAAGAGGAGCAAGGACAAGGAGAAGGGAGAAAACUGAUGGGUCAGAAAUAGAGCUGAACAAGGCAACCUCUUUCAAAGGGAAGAGUAUCUCUGUGGUGAAAGAAUCCCCCUGUGUCUGCAGCAGUCACGGAAGAAGGUCCUCGAGGAACUAUGGGGAGCAAGAAGAAGAUCAGUGUUCCAGCAAAGUUAAUCAAUGGAGGUGUGGCCGGGCUAGUGGGAGUGAGCUGCGUCUUCCCAAUUGAUUUGGCGAAAACCCGUCUUCAAAACCAGCAGGGACAAGGAGUCUAUACUGGAAUGCGGGAUUGCUUGGUGAAGACUCUGCGUUCAGAGGGAUUCUUCGGCUUGUACCGAGGGGCCGCGGUGAACCUGACACUGGUCACGCCAGAGAAAGCAAUCAAACUGGCAGCCAAUGACUUUUUUCGACAGCUGCUGUCACAGGAGAGGAAGGAGUUGACGCUGGUGAGGGAGAUGCUAGCUGGCUGUGGAGCUGGGGCCUGCCAAGUGGUGGUCACCUCCCCCAUGGAGAUGCUGAAAAUUCAGCUUCAAGAUGCUGGACGACUGGCUAUUCAUCAGCAAAAGGUUUUGGGAACAGAUGGCCCACUGGCUCCCUUCUCCCAGCCCCCGCAGGACAGGCCUUACACCACUGGCACAGCCUCAGCAUUCAAGCGCCCCUCGGCCACUGUGAUCGCCAGAGAUCUUCUGAAAACCCAAGGGCUAGUGGGACUGUACAAGGGCCUGGGAGUCACCCUGCUCAGGGAUGUGCCUUUUUCCAUUAUCUAUUUCCCACUGUUUGCCAACAUCAACAAACUGGGACAGAGGCACUCUGAGGAGAAGGCACCCUUCUUCCAUUCAUUCGUGUCUGGCUGCAUGGCGGGAUCCGUGGCUGCAGUAGCAGUGACCCCACUGGAUGUUUUAAAAACCCGAAUUCAAACUCUCAAGAAAGGCCUGGGAGAGGACACCUACAAUGGAAUCACUGACUGCGCCAGGAAGAUCUGGACACAUGAGGGACCUGCUGCCUUCAUGAAGGGGGCAGGCUGUCGGGCCCUGGUUAUAGCACCCCUCUUUGGCAUAGCCCAGGGUGUCUAUUUUAUUGGCAUUGGUGAAUAUAUCUUGGGAUAUUUCCACUAGAACUUGUUCUGGCUAAAUCAGGCCUGGCUGAAGAUCACACACAAGUUUACUCCUCAGUGCUGCAGAACUGGAUUUGCCAGAAAUGGACAGGACCAUGUUGUAAUAAUUUCUCUUAUGGACUGCACCAUCACCUUCAGCUUUCUCUGCCCAUGAGCAGGGGCCAACACUGGCUGUCAGCUAUAUUAUGGCUUAAAUUUCUUGCUACUUUCAUACAUCCACUUGACGUUCUGCAUGCUACAGCUAGCCCCUCCACAUGUAAACACAGGGAAGAAUGAUCUAUGUAUCCUUACUUGUUUUUCUCAGGACAGUAUAACACAAAAGUUUGUCCUUUGAAUGGCUGUGUGUAAGUAAAGAUUGUUUGUUUUCUUAUAGAGGUGAUCUCAAUGAUUGUUUGAGGUCAGAGGGUCCUGUAUGAACCAAAAAAGCCUGGAUAGGACUUAGCUCCCUAAUGACCAGUUUCCCCAUAUAUGAUCUGCAAUCUCUUGUCCAGUAUCCAUCUCGCUUUGUUUUUAAAUGCUUCACUGUUUGCUUUGCUUGACUGCAGUGGCUGUUCCAUCAAAUAGUCAGAGGGGGUUCAAACUCACUUGUUCCAGCCGUAUCUGAAUGUAAACAGAUGAGGCACAGCAGUCAGAACACAAAGGUGUAAGUGUGAAACAGUUUUGUUCCUUCCAUGCAGGGUCAGAAUGCAGUGGGGGGAAGUGAAGGCGAGGGGAGAAGGCAGCAAAACUAGAAAGACUUAAGGCUUAUUUGUACAGUUACAAUUACACAGAAAUAAAGACUAAUACAAACCAGAUGUCAAUUUUAUAGCAAAGCAUUAGGGGUUCAAAAACAGUGUGUGCCAGCUGAAGGCAUCCAGCAGCUGGGUGUGUCAAAGCCAUUUUUGGACCAGUUCUUGCAAAUCUCAAAACUGCUAUAAGCAUGCUUACAAAAAUUGCUGAAGGUUAGGGUUCUGGUGCAGGGCCUGCAUGGGGGAACUGUACUAUAAUGGGAGCAUUUCCUUUGGAAAUGGAGGUAAAGGGCAAGAUAAAAAGAAAAGACACUGUAACCCUGGGUUAAGUAUUUUUCAGGAUUCAGCACUGCAGGAUUUGCUGUUUGAUCUGCAAUCUGAGUAGAGGAGUUAGGCUCAAAUCUUUUUUUACAUGCUUUGUAAAGCAAGAAAAUAACCUGUAGUUCUGCCUCUGAGCCUGCGCUAUGAAGGAUAACACUUUAUUUUAUAACUGUAUCCCUGCAGUCUGCUAAGCAGCAUAUUCAUGAUGGCAUCAUAUGAAAGCCUUAUUACCACUGCAUGAAAGUAUGGAAGGUAGCCUGAGUUUCAUUUACAGGACUAAACAUAGGUCUAGGAGUCAGGAACUGGGUGUGCUAAGCAUAGCUGCGCAGUGACUUACAUUGUGGAACUGGGCAAGUAACUUUGGUAUAUUUCACUCCACAAUCUGUACCCUAGGGAUAAUACGUAACAUCUCAGGGAUAUUAACAGUGAGGGUUUUAUAAAGCAGGCCCUGCCAAGUAGAUUAUGCAGGGACGACUGCUGUACUACUGUAAAUCAAAGCGGCACAAUGCUAGUAGGAGAGAGGGUAGUAGCAGCUGAUUUUCUAGCUAUGUUAUUUGAGACCAGCCCACUUAAGUGCUGAAGCAUAGCUGCUUAAAGAGUAAAGUUUCUAAACUCCAACUGGGGAGGGAGGCAGGAGUACAUCUGGCAGGGUAAGCCGCCCUUAACGCUGUCUUACAUUUAGGAAGGAGGCUGGUCCUAGAUUCCCUUAGUCAGAAUAUUAGCUUAAAUGUUAACAGUGCUAAUGUACUGACAGAACUUCUCCAUCAGUUCAACUUGCAGCCAGGACAAUGCUCUGAGACUCACUCAGAUUUUUAUCUUAAGUGGUUCAAAAGCCAAUCAAAACCAAAUGUUAGUAAUUAUAUAUAUAUGCCACUUGCUCUUCCUGGCCAGAGCAGUGAUUCUCUGCACAUUACCUCUCUACUUCUUCUGGGAAAGAAAGUUCACACACUCUAGUCUAAUAAACUCAGUUGUUUACUCCUUCCAAGCUGUUUAUAGAAUGUGGAGGCCGCCACAAACCAGAGAAUCCAGCUGAUUGAGUAGCAUUAGGGACAGUCUCCUCUCUGACUAGGAAUCAAUAUUUUAGCUUACUCGCUAAGUGGUGUAUUAUGCAUCCAGUACUAUGUUCAUAUGUAUUUUAAUGUUUCUAUCACCUAUUAAACUACUACAAAAAGCUGGUUCUGCAAUACAAAGUAUUUGCUGCUUAUUGCAUAUUGGUUAAGUGCACUGAUUACAUGACCACUGUCUUAAAAGGUACUUUUAAUUACUUCUGGGAGAAUUCUGCACCACCAUGUAGUGCAGAAUUUUGCAGAAAUUAAAGUUGUGUGCUCAGAAUUUCCUCCUCCUCUCCCCAGCCCCUGAAAUGGGCUGCAGAGAUGUUGGCCGCCACUAGGGGCCACUGCACUCAGCAGAGCCCAUCUCACAAAUAGGGUCCCAGCUGUUGCAGUGCCCUGAAGGAAGGAAGUGGCAUGCAGGAAACUCUGUGCGAGCCCAGCAUCAGCCUGUUUCUCCUUCUGGAUCCCUAGACUCCAGGAAGGUAGGGGGUGAGUGUGUCUGGGCUGGGCAAGAGGGGGGAGGAGGGCAGCAGCUGGACUAGAGGGGUGGGCCUGCAGCUGGCCCCUAGGAGGCAGGAGGGAAGUGGGUUGGGGGGGCCCUGCAGUUGAGCUCUGGGAGGUAGGCGAUGUAUUAAUACUCUACGCUUGGGGGAAUUUGUGUGUGUCUCUGUAUUGUUAUAGACAUACUUGCUGACAAG
This is a messenger RNA of Chelonoidis abingdonii (Abingdon island giant tortoise), 4019 nucleotides long. RefSeq names its product solute carrier family 25 member 18 (gene SLC25A18). Gene Ontology annotation, molecular function: L-aspartate transmembrane transporter activity; L-glutamate transmembrane transporter activity. Gene Ontology annotation, biological process: malate-aspartate shuttle; aspartate transmembrane transport; L-glutamate transmembrane transport. The record is from RefSeq and is a predicted model, not a curated record. Lineage: Eukaryota; Metazoa; Chordata; Testudines; Testudinidae.